Molecule: messenger RNA, 2049 nt
Organism: Cylindrotheca closterium
Lineage: Eukaryota; Bacillariophyta; Bacillariophyceae; Bacillariales; Bacillariaceae
Source: the annotation of a GenBank genome assembly
AUGCCUCCUCCAUCGCCGUCUUCGGUUCGUUGGCAUUAUGACAAUCGAGGCUUUCCACACAAACCACUAUUAGAAGAUCCUGCAAUCAGAAGCCAGAUACCAUCUACAGCAGAAAUGAAAAGACGGUGGGACUUUCGUAACGCCAUUCAGGAAGAAUCCAAUCAACAUCGACGCGUCUACACAAAACCUGAUUUUGUAGGUCACAGCGUCACUCAAUUACUCAACAGGAGGUCAACGUAUGGCUCUUCCCGAAUUGGCACAAAGAGACUGCGUCAUUUUGCUGAAUACACUUCCGUAACGCAAUAUCAAUCCAGUUUUCUAGCACAUUUGGGAGGACAGGAUGAGGUUGUCAAUGGUCAGCGAGAACAAUCGAGUCAAGCAGUUUCCUCAAUUUCAGUAGCCUUUAGUCCAUGUGGUUCUACCAUGGCGAGUACGCAUGGAGAUCAUACCGUCAAGAUUACCGAUUGCAACUCGGGAGGCUUGCUUCAAACACUAGUAGGGCAUUCUCGAACUCCGUGGACCUGCAAAUACCAUCCUUUGCGGUCCGAUAUUGUGGCGAGUGGUUGUUUGGGGCAUCAAGUACGAUUGUGGAAUUGGAAAAAGAAUACUUGUUUGGCAAUGAUUCGAUUGGAAUAUGCCAUUAUUAGCCUGAGCUUUCAUCCCUCUGGAAAAGUAUUGGGAGUAGCCAAUGGUACCAAGUUGAAUUUCUGGGGACUUGGCGAUUUGGACAACUGGUCGGAAGGUGGAGGUGCACAGAGUGGUGGUGGCGAUACUCGUGUAUUGGGCAUGUUGACCGAAGUGGAUCAAGGACACAUGCUUCGGUGUGUCCACUUUCCACCUGCUGGCACGACUGUCAUUGUCGGUGGUGUCAACAAACCGGACACGAACCAACAGAACAGUCGGCCAAUGAGAGGAGGGAUAUCAGGUGGUGGCAUGACGUUCUACCUUAAACUAUUUGAUUUUAAUCUACCCAUGACGGUGGAUCGACAGUCCCGACAACAAUUUUCUUCCACGAGGACACGAGCCAGGGCUCUGGAAAAUCCCCGAGUGUUUGUUCCAAGAGCACUCCUCUAUAACGAUGGAGGGUUUGAUGUUUCACCGGAUGGCAAGACUCUCUGUGCGUGUGCAGAAUACUGGCUACCAGACGGGGUGAAUAAUGCCAUGGAACUCCUAGAGUAUCAGAAUGAACAAGAUUAUGACGACGAUGAUGAUGAUAGUACAGAUGGCGAUGGUUCCGGUUCUCCAAAGAAACCGCAGAAUGAUACCCCGACAUCUACGACUGCGGGUCCGCCCUUUUCUCCGACUCUGAAUAAAGGAUCAUUGCAACGAAAUGCGGAUUCAUCACCUCCUCGGGGAAAUACUACACCAAGAAUACAAUAUCCCAGCAUGAAUGCUGGUAGUAACCCUCUACGCACUCCAACUCCACAAACACCUCCAGCCAAACAAGGCCAAAUGACACUGAGUCCACCUUCUCCGCCUGGUAGAAGAUUUGGAAAGGGAUACGGAAUGCAACCAGGAAGAUAUGUCCCUCACGUUGUUACGAUAUCAUUGGAUACGACACCAAGUGAUUCUAUCGAACAAGACCAAUUGCAAGCCAUGCUGUAUCCACCGCCGGCUGCGGUAUUACCCAAUUCCGCUGCCGCCGCUGCUGCUACUGCUACGCGCAACAAGAAGCAAAAGACACCGAGACGAGGCACGGCCAAGUUACGACCAAGAUUAGGGCAACUGCUGCAAGCUUGCCCACUAGAUGGAGCCAAAGCAAGUGCAGUAACUUGUGUCAAGUUUUCGCCCAGUACCAAUUUUUGUCUGAUUGGCUACGGAGUACGGGAACCCAUUAUGGAGGGCAACCCGACCUUGCCGCUGCAUCCAGUCACUGCACUAUAUGCUACAAGUCCGAAGAUGACGCAUGUUUCGACCAUGCUAAGCCCAGACGAUGAUGUCAAUAUCGCUCGAUUCCAUCCACAUUCUGGCGUGGGAUUCUGCUAUGGAACGAAACAAGGGCGUCUUCGAGUGCUUGGUCCACGUCCUUGGAAUUAUUAUAACUGCUAA